AGGUGGAACUCAGCAGAGCUGGAUCUAUUUUCAGUCUCCAGCACAGUGUCCUACUGCUUUGGGGGAAUGGGAGUCAUAAGACCAGGGGAGAAUGGGACAUCUGGACCAGGCUUGCUACAUCCUAAAAAGACGGAGUGGUCAACAGAGAGAGAUUGGUGGUACACCCAGUACAGACAGUUAUCACAUUACCUGGCCCUGCUCUGUUUUCUACUGACCAUGGCCACACUCCUACAGACAUUUUACUUGGUGCAGAUCACCUUGGUCUUCCAAUCCCAGUCCGCCUUGCAGGAGGUCAGACUCAAAGACCUGACUCAGAAGCUGAACACCCUGAACCACUCCUACCUCCUCCUCUUCCACAAGUACCCAGCACUCAACCAGUACUGUCCCAUCACCAAUAGCAGCACCAAUGAGCGUGAGUGCAGGCCGUGCCCAGAGGGAUGGGAGUCUUUUGGGGAGAGAUGCUACCUCUACACCCAUGACAGACUGGAUUGGAUUUCCAGUCAGUACCACUGCCUAUCUGUAGGGGGCAACCUUGCCAUGGUGAAGAGUGAGGAGGAGCAAAUUUUUCUGUGGAAGAGAGCCAAGGAGUUGAGCCAGGGAGACUCCUACUGGAUCGGCUUGAGGAAUGGUAACCCAGGCGGGGCCUGGCACUGGGUGGACGACUCCCCGGUGGAGAAGGGGUUUUGGGACAUAUUUUGGGAUCACGAGCCAGAGAAGGGGGACACCAGGGAACUGUGUGCCCGGCUGUCGCCAGGAGACAGCCACAGGGCCGGUUGGUACGCCACCACGUGCAAGAACAGCCUGAAGAGCAUCUGUGAGAGGACCCAGGGCACCCUGCAGUGACACUCUAUCUCAGGAGAGGAGAAAAAGGGGAAGGGAGAGGGCAGUCGGAGUCUGUGCCGUUUGGUUGCAUUAAAUAUCUUUUAACUGUCUUUUGAUGUAUGGUAUUGGUAAUUAUGCAAUGUAUGUACAACUGAAAUAAAUAACGAAAUACCUAUGAUUUGUCAUUUUCUCUUGCUGGUGGAUGUGGGGGUUUGCACAUUGAAAAUUAAGUUGCUGUAAAAUUGCUAGCCUACGUCCAUUUUUGGACUUUUAAAUUAAGAAUAUAAACCCAUUGAUUCUCCAAGUAUUCACACCCCUUGACUUUUUCCAAAUGUUGUUGUGUUACAGCCGGAAAUUCAAAUGGAUUGAAGUGUAGAUGUUUUUGUCACUGGAAUAUACACAAUCAUUUUACAAAUGAUUUAAAAAUGGAAAGCGAAAAUGUCUUCAGUCAAUAAAUAUUCAACCCUUU
Molecule: messenger RNA, 1291 nt
Organism: Oncorhynchus tshawytscha (Chinook salmon)
Lineage: Eukaryota; Metazoa; Chordata; Actinopteri; Salmoniformes; Salmonidae
Product: C-type lectin domain family 6 member A
Exons: 6
Coding region: 67-843 (258 amino acids)
Source: RefSeq, a predicted model, not a curated record